This is a messenger RNA of Bubalus bubalis (water buffalo), 4825 nucleotides long. RefSeq names its product GDNF family receptor alpha 1 (gene GFRA1). Gene Ontology annotation, biological process: nervous system development. The transcript has 11 exons. Bases 450 to 1856 code for a protein of 468 amino acids. Gene Ontology annotation, cellular component: signaling receptor complex; external side of plasma membrane. The record is from RefSeq and is a predicted model, not a curated record. Gene Ontology annotation, molecular function: signaling receptor activity. NCBI's taxonomy places the organism in Eukaryota, Metazoa, Chordata, Mammalia, Artiodactyla, Bovidae.
CUACCCGUCUUGUGGGCGUCCCUGAACUUUGGGGCGCAGCGUCUUGCGCGGCGCGGGGCUGCACCUGCCCUGGCGCUCCAGAGCUGCGGGCCCUGUGCGCUCGGCCAGGGUGACGGCGAUGUUGCGCGCGACUCCGGGGCGCUGGGCUAGUGUCUACGCGGCGCGGACGCCAGGAAGCCGAGAACAGCGCGGCGGGUUGGGUCGGACCUGAACCCCUAAAAGCGGAACCGCCUCCCGCCCUCGCGCCAACCGCCCGCCCGGAGCUGAGUCGCCGGCGGCGGUGGCGGCGGACGGACCGGGGAGUUUCCUCUCGCCCUGGAUGGAGCUGAACUUUGGGCGGCCAGAACAGCGCGGCCGUCCGGGGAUCACUGCAUGCUGAGCUCCCGUGGCGAGACCGAGCGGCAGGCCGGGAUUUUCGGGGGGGCGGGGACCAGCUGCGCGCCGGCACCAUGUUCCUGGCGACCCUGUACUUCGUACUGCCGCUUCUGGAUGUUCUCCUGUCGGCCGAGGUGAGCGGCGGGGACCGCCUGGACUGCGUGAAAGCCAGCGAUCAGUGCCUGAAGGAGCAGAGCUGCAGCACCAAGUACCGCACGCUCCGGCAGUGCGUGGCGGGCAAGGAGACCAACUUCAGCUUGACCUCGGGCCUCGAGGCCAAGGACGAGUGCCGCAGCGCCAUGGAGGCCCUAAAACAGAAGUCCCUUUACAACUGCCGCUGCAAGCGGGGGAUGAAGAAGGAGAAGAACUGUCUGCGCAUCUACUGGAGCAUGUAUCAGAGCCUGCAGGGAAAUGAUCUGCUUGAAGAUUCCCCGUACGAGCCAGUAAACAGCAGAUUGUCUGAUAUAUUCCGGGUGGUCCCAUUCAUACCAGAUGUUUUCCAGCAAGUGGAGCACAUCUCGAAAGGGAACAACUGCCUGGACGCCGCCAAGGCCUGCAACCUGGACGACACCUGCAAGAAGUACCGGUCAGCCUACAUCACCCCGUGCACCACCAGCAUGUCCAAUGACGUCUGCAACCGGCGCAAGUGCCACAAGGCCCUCCGGCAGUUCUUCGACAAGGUCCCGGCCAAGCACAGCUAUGGGAUGCUCUUCUGUUCCUGCCGGGACAUCGCCUGCACCGAGCGGAGGCGGCAGACCAUCGUGCCCGUGUGCUCCUACGAGGAGAGGGAGAAACCCAACUGCUUGAACUUGCAGGACUCCUGCAAGACCAAUUACAUCUGCAGAUCUCGCCUGGCCGAUUUUUUCACCAACUGCCAGCCGGAGUCAAGGUCUGUCAGCAGCUGUCUAAAGGAAAAUUACGCUGACUGCCUCCUCGCCUACUCGGGGCUUAUUGGUACAGUCAUGACCCCCAACUACAUAGACUCCAGUAGCCUCAGCGUGGCCCCCUGGUGUGACUGCACGAACAGCGGAAACGACCUGGAGGAAUGCUUGAAAUUUCUGAAUUUCUUCAAGGACAACACAUGUCUUAAAAAUGCAAUUCAAGCCUUUGGCAAUGGCUCGGAUGUGACCGUGUGGCAGCCAGCCCUCCCAGCUCAGACCACCACUGCCGCCACCACCACAGCCUUCCGGGUCAAGAACAAGCCCCUGGGGCCAGCAGGCUCUGAGAAUGAAAUCCCCACUCAUGUUUUACCACCUUGUGCAAACUUACAGGCACAGAAGCUGAAAUCCAACAUAUCAGGCAGUACCCACCUCUGUCUUUCUGAUCGUGAUUAUGAAAAGGAUGGUCUCUCUGGGGCUUCCAGCCACAUAACCACAAAAUCAAUGGCUGCUCCUCCAAGCUGCGGUCUGAGCCCACUGCUGGCCCUGGUGGUAACUGCCCUGUCCACCCUAUUGUCUUUAUCUUUGGCCAAAGCAUCGUAGCUGCAUUUACAGAACCAUAUGGACAUGUGAAAAGACAAAAACCAAGUUAUCUGUUUCCUGUCUUCUUGUAUAUCCGAAAUUCCAGUUUUAGGAGCUCAGUUGAGACACUGCUAAAACAGUUUCAUCCAACUGGAACUUUUUUCUUUUUUUUUUUUUUUUUCUAAGAAAGCUUCCUGUGAUCCUUAAGGCUUUUAUGGGAUCCCCCGAUACAGUGCUACAUUCCACACUCAGAAGGCUUUGGGGCAUGCUGGAUUGUAAAGAGAUGGUUUGUUGAUGUGGCUGUAAAGCGGACUGGAGCCUUGGCUUUCAAGAUCCUGAUAAGGAUGAUGAUUUUUAACAGUUUCACUCUGGUUUUGACUAGCUAGAGAAGGAGUCAGUAUUCCUAAAGAAUCUUCUAUAUCUCAUGGAAUAGGUUUGCUUUCUGAUGACAUGACCAUACCAUGGCAGUGGUACGUGGAAGCCAAACUUUUUUUGUCACAAAGUGAAGAUUCUCAUCAUGACAAUCUUGAUGGACUUUGUGCAAACAAGCUUGUACCAGUGUUCUUUCUAUAUGUACUAGCGUUUUCCACGCUAAUGUUUAUGUACAGUAAACAGCUCUGCACUCUCUUAUGAAAACAAAAAACACACCUGCCACAUUCAACGUAAUGUCUGUCUCCUAGUCAAAAUAGAGAAUGAGAGUGGGUGUGAGACUUCGCAGAACCUUGAGCAUUGAGACAGUCUCCAAAGCCUUACUUGAGUGAGAAGCCCUUACACUAACAAGAGUCAAAUAUAGUUGAAGCAUCAUUCUAAUAAUCUUUACAUGUAUGAGGUUAUAUGUAGAAAAAAAUUUUACUACUAAAUGAUUUCAACUAUUGACUUUCUAUAUUUUGAAAGUAAUGAUAUUGUAUUCUUUUUUUUUUUUUUAUUACCGGUGGUUUAAUACAAAAUACAUGGAGCUUGUUUUCCUCUCAUAAGUAGCGUUAGCUUCGAUGUUGACUUCUCGAAGACAGGUCUUCAACAGCAGACUCUGAGGAGCCUCAUGCUUUAGCAGAAAGCUCUGCAUCACGUUACUGUGGACAGGCAGCAGGAAAUAGAGCAGCCAAGCAUUGUCUUUUAUCAUUUCUGGAAACACAAGCGUGCAUACCUGUGGGAAAACUGGUGGCCACUCGUCAAUGUUCUACAAACGCUACAAAUGGCACCGUUGCCAGCUGACACAAACCAGGGCCUUGGUUUUCAUGUUACCUGACAAUGGCAGCUUUGACUGGGACAGGAGACAGGACGUGCUGCCCUGUCUUCUGAAGCAGAUCCAUGCCCAGGAUACACAGCUCUUAUCCUAAGGAUUGUCUUGACUUUCAACUGUGAUGGCUUGGCCGCUCUGUAGAUCGGUUUGGUCUGAAGUCAUCAGAUACCUGCUCGCACUGUGUUCUGUGUCCUCCGUGAUAGACUGUGACUGACUGCGAAAAAGAAAAAAAGUUUGGGAGAUAAAGAGAGUCACGGUCACCAUUAGGUCCAUGGAAAUAAGUUGGCCCAGAGACACAGAACAGGGACUCUGGAUAUAAGGCAUCUGACUUGUUAACUGCACGUCCCUUCCAUCAUUCUCUUCCUUCAGUGAAUAGCCCCGAAAGUGCACUUCUGAAGUCUGGUUGAAAUGCUGAGAUUUGAAAUCGACAAGGAUCGAGUGCUAGUAGCCAUGUUUCUUUGCAACUGAACAGAGGCGAGGAAAUUUCACCCAAUAGAGUAUCCGAAAAGUUGGCUUUCUUCUGACAUCAGUAGAGUGGAUGGAGGAGGAAACCCACAGUGCCCAUUUCAUCCUGAUUCCCUUUGCCCACGGAUGUUUGCCUUGUAAGAAUUAAUCCACUUACUAGGGCGGGAAAUCUGUUAAACCCAAGAUGAAGGCAUAGUCUUUUAGCUCUGUUGGUGUUUGAAGUACAUUUAUAUCCAAAUGUUAAUAAACAUAAAUGUAUAAUACUAAGUACCGAGUUUUUUCACUUCAAAAUGUUUUCAAGGGAAAUUCAUCAAACAAAUUCGAUUAGUGAAAGGUUUCAUAAAGACUCGUACUUUAAAUAAACACAUUAAAUGUGUUGAAAUACUUGGAAUUCCAGUCAUCUGUGAAAACAUAUCUCUUCAGAGCAUAUUUUGUUUUAAUUAAGGUAUCUGUGUAUCUACAUUGGACUAAUUGCAUAGAGGUCGGAUUCUAUGUAAUCUACUGUAGAAAGCUAUUGAUUACUUCUGUAAUAAACAGCAUCUCUAAUUAGUUUCAGAUGACCAAAGAGGAAAUGGAAGUUACCAGAGCUAACAAGGGUAGCCUUCAGUGAAGAAUGCGUGGAUGUGCAACACAUAAAUUAAAUUGUAAACAGCCUCAUUUCUCACCAACAUAGAUCGCAUUUUUCUUCAGAGAUAGAAGCACAUGAGAGUUACCAAAUUGACAGUCUGAAAAUAAAUUACUGAUAAACAGGGGGAAGGAUGUUCCAUGACAACUCAUUAGAGAGAUUCUUAUAAACUCAUGCCAGGACUUUCCUGGUGGUUCAGUGGUUAGGACUCUACAUUUCCUUUGCAUGGAGUGUGGGUUUGGUCCCUGGUCGGGGAACUAAGAUCCCACCUGCUUCUCGGUGCAGCCAAAACAAGAAAAAUCACGCCAAGCAAGUGUUUAUGCCAUUUGGGGUGAUCUCAGUUUAACAUAGUGACCCAGAAACACAAUCAUUUGCCCCAGUACUGGAACAGGCCAAACUUUUUAUCUUCUCUGGCUUCCUCUGGCAGCACUAAAAGCAAAAAAUGAUUCACUGCUUCCUGUCCUUCACUACCCUGCAUUGAAGGUGCCACCAAAAUCCAAGGACUGUUUGCUGAGGUUUGGGCCUGUCGCAGAAAGCAUCUCGUAGUUGAUUUUGGCAAAACAUAAAAUAGUAACUUAAAUGCAUCAAGACCAAUGGCCCCCAAAUCAAGUCUAGCCAUGCCCCACUCCUUUCAGAGAGGAAAAAAAAAAAAAAGCAAGA